Triticum dicoccoides is the source of this 963-nucleotide messenger RNA. RefSeq lists its product as uncharacterized. The transcript is spliced from 4 exons. NCBI's taxonomy places the organism in Eukaryota, Viridiplantae, Streptophyta, Magnoliopsida, Poales, Poaceae. The record is from RefSeq and is a predicted model, not a curated record. The coding region runs from base 235 to 732 and encodes 165 amino acids.
CAGCUCCCCGCGGAUAUUUUCUCCUCACAAACAUCUCGCUGCCGGGGCAGGCCACCGUCGCGCGCGGCAUAAUAGCACGGCGCUUUCAGCCUCCUCCUCCACCACCGGCACCGCCCGCGCAAUUAACACCACCGCUAACGAGCGCGGCCGCGGCAUAACAAUACACACCACCAGUACGCUCUGGCAGCAGUAGCAUCGGCCGGCGCGCUUGUGCGGAGAGGUGGAUCGAUCGACAUGUCGAGGCCGAGCAGGAGCGACGCGCACCUGUCCCCGGUGGACGAGGCGGUGAGGGUGGACGAGGUGCGGGGGUACUACGACGGCGCGGCGCCCAAGCGCCACUCCAAGCCUUCCCGCAGCGACCACUCCGCCGUGUACACCGACGCGCUCGCCGGCCCCGGCGCCGACGGCUCCCACCCCGAGCUCGACAAGUUCCAGGACCUCGAAGCCCACUCCGAGAAACUGGUGUGCGAGGGCGGGAAGGCGGGCGAGGAGUUCGUGGAGACGGAGUACUACAAGGACCUCGGCUGCGUCGGCAAGCAGCAUCACACGACUGGGACGGGCUUCAUCAAGGUGGACAGGCCCGCCGGCGCCUCGUUCGAGCUCUCGGAAGACCCGGAUGCGACGGAGCGCCAUGCUUCCUCCAAGGGGAACCCCGCCACAAACGAGUGGAUCUCGUCAGCGGACACGGUGUAUCAGGAGGAGUCAGACAAGCCCAACAGAAGCGACAGCUGAGCCGGACAAUGGUCUACAGACUACAGCCAAACAUCAUACAUCAGAUGCGUGUGUCUUCCGGUUAAAUCGGCUAUUAAAAAAUUAAGGGCGCGUAUUCGUGUAUUUGUUAUUGGGAUUCUUGUGAGGUUCUAUCUACUCUACUUGUCAAACUCGUGGGUCGUUUUGGGAGCCUGUGUUGUGGAACUGAAUGAAGUACAGGAAAUAAAUCAGAAGUAUGUUCAGUUUGUGUUA